AUGGCGAUACCGCAGCCCGCUGCCGCAUCGAGAAUUGACACUAUAAGCGCCCCCCUGAAGUUGGAUAGUGGGCCGAGGCGUGGGUACACCCGCAAGAAGGACCGUGUUUCUGAAUUCGAGAGACAAGGUGUGGCGAAGAAGCUGAAGAUCGCACCCGUAGCUAGUAACGAGGACGCGGAUAACGGAAAAGCUCUGGUGGUUUUCGAACCCAAGGGUCCAGAAUCAGCGGGUGCCGGAGGGGAGGAGUCGUGGGCUAAAACCUCGGACAAUUUCCAUAAAUCGACAGCCGAAGUCUCAGAACGGAGGGCUCGAAAAACUUCGAGAAUGGAUGCGAAGAAGGAGCCGCUGGGUGAAGAGUCUCCCUUAGCCAUUAUACCUUGGGAAGGAUCGAGGCGAGAGUCGGGCAGGGCGGUGCGAGAGUCGGGCAGGGAGCUGCGCAUGCUGCACUCGCACUCGUUAUUGCGAACGAGUUCGUUUCAAGAGGAUGUGAGGCGCGGGGCCAUGGAGCUGCGCAAGCUGCACUCGUUUACGUUACUUAAAAGGAGUGAGUUUACAGCGGAGAUUGAGGAACUGGCGGGAGGAGGAGACGAGACGACGAGGAUCACGCGCGCUGCGAGAAGGAAGGCUGUGGACGGGAAAGGAGGUGGAGGAGCCGGUGGAGGAGCAGGUGGAGGCGCAGGUCGAGGAGCAGGUGGAGGCGCAGAUCGAGGAGGGGGAAGCGGUGAAGGGGGAGGAAGUGGGGAAGCUUGUGAGGCUGGUGAAGGAAGAAGAAUCAUCGGUGAAGGAAAAAACAGUGGGGGAGGAAAGGGAAGUGGAGGAAGAGGUGGAGCAAGUGGGGGUGGAGGUGGAGGGAGGGAUGAAGGAGGUGCGGAUCCGAUCCGAAGUGGUGAAGGUGGCUUCGAGGGAAACAUUAUCACUACUGAGGGCAAGCCGGUUGGGAGUGGUGAGGGCGGGUUCAAGAAAAGCACUACUACGAGCGAGGGCAAGUCGGUUGGGAGUACUGGAGCUAAAGGAUUAGAGUUGAAAUUGGUGUGGGGAAAUGCAGCAGAGGACACGGAGGAAGCGGAGGAAGCAGAGGAAGCGGAGGAAGCGGAGGAAGCGGAGGAAAUGGAGGUGGAGGAGGUGGAGGAGGUGGAGGAAGUGGAGGAGGUGGGGGAUGUGCAGCGGGCAGGUGUCAAAAAGGGUUACCAUGAGGCACCUCGAAACGCGGCGGUGCUCGAAGCGGCGGAGGUGGGGGACGUAGAGGAGGCGGGGGAGGUAGAGGAGGUGGAAGAGGCAAAGGAAGUGAAGGAAGUGGGGGAAGUGGGGGAGGCGGAGCUGGCAGUUGGCGAAGGCGGUCUCUAUGCGGUGGAAGAGGUGGUAGAGUCGGCGAAGGCGGAGGAGGCGGAGAAAAUGGCGGAAGGAGUUGGCGCUGCAGGGAAUGUGGGGCGGCAGAAAAUGUCGGUAGCAGGGAAGGGAGGGGGGGGACGGGGGCGGGGACGGGGACGCGGACGGGGGCGCGGACGGGGGUGGGGGCGGGGCGAGAGUCGGAGCCUGCAGAAGGAGGCAGCUUGGGCGGGGAAGGUAGGGGGGGCGGAGGAACUGGGGGGGGUCGGGAGGGUGAUGGCGGAGAGGGAGGGCGGAAUGUCAGCGGAAGGGGAGGGGGGGGGGAAGGCGACGGGGAGGGAGUGGGGAAAGAUAGUAGUGGAGGAGGAAUUUGAAAACACAGGAGAGGCUGAAAAACCGAAGUGCGAGUUUGUGGAUCUAACUGAGGAGGAGGAGGGGAACGAGGAGCGGGAGGAGGAGGAGGAGGGGAAGGAGGAGCGGGAGGAGGAGGAGGAGGGGAAGGAGGAGCGGGAGGGGGUCAAGGAGAAGGAAAGGGGAGCCGAGAAGAUGGAAGGGAGCGAGGAGAAGGAGCGGGGCGAGGAAAAGGACUGGAGCAGGGAGAAAAAAGCGUGUGGGGAUGAAGAAACGGUGGUGAACGUGGGGUUGUAUACAGAGGUUAAGCAGUCUGAGCGAGGAGGGCAGGGCAGGGUUACCAGGUUACUGCGUAACAGCACGGUGCUGAAGAGAGUGGAAGUGGAGCAGGGCGGUGGGCGGCACAGCGGGCGGCAGAAGCAGAUGGAAAUGGAAGGGGGAGGGGAGUGUGAAUGGGUGGGAGAAGGGGAGGGGGAAGGAGAGGGGGAAACAAAAGGGGAAGGGGGGGCUGCAGAGUCAAUGAGAAAGGGUGAACCUUCUGAUUCGAUUUUUGAGGCGCCUCAAAAGGAGUGGAACAUGGGAAAGAAGGCUGCAGAGGCAAUGGGGGAAGAUAAACCCUCUGGUACGUGUUUUGAGUCAACUCAAAAGACGACUUGGUACAUGGGGAAGAAGGCUGCAGAGGCAAUGAGAAAGGGUGAACCUUCUGAUUCGAUUUUUGAGGCGCCUCAAAAGGAGUGGAACACGGGGAAGAAGGCUGCAGAGGCAGUUAGGGAAGAUAAACCCUCUGGUACGGCUGGCAAAAUGGGCGACAUGCGAGCAGAGGUGACUUUUGAGUCGACUCAAAAGUCACCUCGUGCAGCUGGCAAAAUGGGCGACAUGCGAGCAGAGAAGGGACAGGAAGCUGCUGUGAAGGAGUCUGGGGCGGCUGGAAGUGCGGAGGAAGCUGCAGGAGGGACUGGGACGAAGAGUGUGCGGAAAGGUGGGGAUAGUGGGGGGAGGACGAGGGGGCGUGGGGCGAAGGGAGAGGGAAAGAGUGAGGGGAGUAGGGGUAAGGUAGGGGGGAGUGGGGCAAGUAGGGGAAGCGGAAGGAGGGGAUUGGGGAGGAGAGGAGGAGAGGUAGGAGGGGAAGGAGGAGGUGAGCUGGGAGGGGAAGAGGGGGGAGACAUGGGAGGGAAAGGAGGAGGAAAUGGAGCAGGAGAGGAGAGUGACAAAGUGGGAAGAGAGGAGGAGAGGGAAGGGUUGGGGGAGAGCGAAGGCAUGGGGGGAGUAGAGGAGAGUGAAGAGAGCGAGGGCAUGGGUGAAGGAGAGGAGAGCGAAGAAAGCGAAGGCAUGAAAGGUGAGGCGGGAGGGAGGAGAGGGAGGAGGAGGCGGAACGCGUACAUUGCAGAGCUGGUGGAGGCGGAGAGGAGAGAGGGGAUGCACAUGGGAGAGGAUGAGUAUGAGGACUUGGAUGGGUUUAUCGUGUUUGAGAAAGACAAGUAUGAGCGAGGCGAGUAUGUGUCUGCUGUCGCUGUGGCGUGGCGAGAGGCUGCUGAAGGCUGGAGGCAUGCAGACGAAGGGCUGAUCCCAUAA
This is a messenger RNA of Closterium sp. Naga37s-1, 3249 nucleotides long. The record is from the annotation of a GenBank genome assembly. Lineage: Eukaryota; Viridiplantae; Streptophyta; Zygnematophyceae; Desmidiales; Closteriaceae.